Messenger RNA from Odontomachus brunneus, 717 nucleotides. RefSeq names its product acyl carrier protein, mitochondrial (gene ND-ACP). Gene Ontology annotation, molecular function: acyl carrier activity; acyl binding. Gene Ontology annotation, cellular component: mitochondrion. The record is from RefSeq and is a predicted model, not a curated record. Bases 86 to 562 code for a protein of 158 amino acids. Gene Ontology annotation, biological process: fatty acid biosynthetic process. The transcript has 3 exons. Lineage: Eukaryota; Metazoa; Arthropoda; Insecta; Hymenoptera; Formicidae.
GAUGUCAGCAUAUGUUUCGGCUUUCGUAAUUCGCGAGAAGACCCGUCGUCGUUAGUACUUCUUGUUCCUCUUAUUGCGGGUGAAAAUGGCGUCCUUGGUGGCAAGUGGUGUUCGUCUUUUAGCUAGAAGAAACGCCGGUCUCAGGAACUCGCUCGAUCGGUUGCGUUCUGCUCGUGUCACACUUGCCACACUACCAGGAUGCGAGCAGCGGAUGCUGCAUUGUGCCACGCAAAUCGCUCUUGUGAACGCGUCGCAGGGCUUAACGGACACACGCAUCAAGCAGGUGCGCCACUACAGUCAUAAGGCUCCGCUAACCAUUGACCUUAUCAGUCAGCGAGUACUCUUGGUUUUAAAACUUUAUGAUAAAGUUGAUAUUCAAAAGCUGACUUUGGAGUCACAUUUUAUGAAUGACUUGGGUCUCGAUUCUCUGGACCAUGUGGAGAUUAUCAUGGCAAUAGAAGACGAGUUUGGUUUCGAGAUCCCAGACAUGGACGCGGAGAGAUUAUUAAGACCUGCGGACAUAGUACGUUAUGUAGCUGACAAGGAAGAUAUAUACGAUUAACGUACUUUAUAUUUAUAUGUACACGUUUAGUCAACAUCUGCCGUUGCUCCAUCAGGGAGUAAUGAAUCACAGCAUCUUAUUUUGCUGUCAUUGUUUUUUCUGUAUAUAGAUCAAUCAUCAUUAUAUGAAUAAAGUAAGUGAAUUGUUAGAUUGAA